Ostreococcus tauri is the source of this 1104-nucleotide messenger RNA. Its product is annotated as Serine/threonine-protein kinase, active site. NCBI's taxonomy places the organism in Eukaryota, Viridiplantae, Chlorophyta, Mamiellophyceae, Mamiellales, Bathycoccaceae. The transcript has a single exon. Gene Ontology annotation, biological process: protein phosphorylation. Gene Ontology annotation, molecular function: ATP binding; protein serine/threonine kinase activity. Gene Ontology annotation, cellular component: cytoplasm. The record is from RefSeq and is a predicted model, not a curated record. Bases 1 to 1104 code for a protein of 367 amino acids.
AUGCCUUCGGUGACGUCCACCGCGCGGGGGGGCGCGGGUGAUGCGGUGGCGGUCGAGGCGACCGUGGACGGAUGUUUGAACGAUUGGACGGCGCGGCGCGGGCGCGGGGUGAUCGGACGCGGGAGCAGUGCGGUGGUCACCGCGACGUGGCACGCGCGCCUGGGAACCGUGGCGGUCAAGCGCGUGCGCGUGGACGACUCGACGAUGGAGACACAGGCGAAGAAGGAGGCGGCGACGCUUCGAAAGAUGAUGUCGAGACGAAAAUCUUCAUCGUCGCCGUGCGCGAUAGAGGACGCGCACGGUGGGAUCGUGCGGUGUCUCGGGUUGGGUUUCGACGGGCGCGCGAACGAGGCAAAUUUUGCGCUCGAGUUGAUGCACGAGGGAUCGCUCGAUGACGUCGUUCGAAAGCGCGGUCCGCUCGGUCCGCAUCCACGCGCGGCGAUGUGUGCGUUAAGAUGCCUGACGAACGGGUUAUCGUACCUCCAUGACGUCCUCGGCGUCGUGCAUCGAGACGUCAAGCCGAGCAACGUGCUCGUUGACAAGGAGGGCGCGUUCAAGCUUUGUGACUUCGGCCUGUGCGAGCGCAUAUGUGGGAUCGCGACCGAAGUGCGCUCGCCGCUUUCGUUCGACGUCAAAUCAUCGUCCGAAUCCAACAUGCUCGGGACGAUCGCGUACAUGUCGCCCGAACGACUCGUGUCCAGCGCGGGACGGUGCGGGCCAAAAUCUGACGUCUGGAGCCUCGGAGUGACGGUGCUCGAAGCUGUGCUCGGACGUCCUAUCUUCAACAUCGAGGACGGUGGUCCGCUCGGAUUGGUGAUGCAAAUCGUCGAAGAUGACAUCGAUGUCGGCGGCAUCGUCAUAGACGACGACGUCGCGUCGACAACCCUACGCGCGGCGCUCUACGCGUGUCUGCGUAAGCGUCCCGAAGAGCGUGUCUCCACACGCGAGCUCCGAGGCGUCGACGGUGUCACGAUCGACGGUGUUGGCGUCGAUCUUCACAAAUAUUCGUGCCUGGACGCUCAAAAGUUCUUAUAUCCAGAUUUCGGCAAGGUCGUCGCCGCGACGAGCGAGCGAUCCGAGGACUCGGACGAUUCAAUAUUUUGA